AUGAAACGGACUAAUCCGUACCAAGAGCAUAGCCGACACCAAGCCACAAAUGCCAACAACCAGGACAUGAACAACCGAGCUAGCGGGGGCAGAUUGUGGGCCUGUGCAGAAACCCGGGGCCAGCGACAAGGACAGCAGGAGAAGAGGGAAUUAUCUAAGCAGGUACAAACACUGCUAUUGAUGGGAAUCGGCUGAUCCAGAUGCAGGACACUAAGCUGGAGCUCCGCGCUACAAACCAUGGACGCUCCACACUAGACUAUAUGCUCAAUGCUUACAACCGAGAAUACCAUCUUGCCUACAGCUAG
This is a messenger RNA of Pelobates cultripes (western spadefoot toad), 305 nucleotides long. NCBI's taxonomy places the organism in Eukaryota, Metazoa, Chordata, Amphibia, Anura, Pelobatidae. The record is from the annotation of a GenBank genome assembly.